GAAUGAAGUUUAAUUUCCCAUGACAACUCGCCAGGACGCAUUCGUGCAAUGCAUAGAUUUUAAUUUACAAGCGCCACUGUUCUUAUAAUUGUAAUGGCUUUUAGCUUCAACUUCGAUCUGAAAAUAAAAACGGAUGAAGCCGUUAACCAAGAUAAAAUUAAGAAGGACCAAGGCCAUGAAGAAAAACCAGUUGAUUCGAACGACACUAAACCUUCUUCUGAAAAAGUAAAAGAAGCGAAAGAACACAGCCCUCCCUUGGACUGUCAAUCACUCCUGGAGGACGCCGUCUGUGAGACGUUCACGUUGGGGACUCUGCCCCCUAUCCACUAUCUGAACGAGUCUGUCUUCGAGCUGACCAUGUCCGAGCUGCUCGGCGGCGAGAACGUCCUGUCCCGGACCGCGGCCCAGAACACCGACCUCAUCUCCGGCGUGUACGAGGGUGGCCUCAAGGUCUGGGAGUGCACCUACGACCUGCUGGAGCACCUGGAGGCCGAGGGGGAGGCCUUCUCCGGGAAGAGGGUGCUGGAUUUAGGCUGCGGGGCGGGGCUGCUGGGCAUUUUGGCUCUCAGGAGAGGGGCACGCGAGGUCCACUUUCAAGACUACAACAGCACAGUGAUAGAGCGGCUUACGCUGCCCAACGUGCUGCUGAACUGCGAAGAUGAUGAUGAUGAUAGUGGUGAUGAUGAUGACGGUGGCGGAGGAGGAGAUGAAGAGGGAGAGAAAGAAGGUUGCCCACCACCAAAAAGAAAAGCCACAGGUCCACCACGGGACUCGAAGCUGGCCAGGUGCAGGUUCUUUUCCGGCAGCUGGACCACCUUCCUCACACAGAUGCUGAACAAUGACCCGCCCCCGAAGUAUGACCUCAUCAUGACCUCUGAGACUAUCUACAACACGGACUAUUACCCAGCCCUGCACGAGGUCUUCCACAGGCUGCUGGACCAAGGAGGUCUCGUGUACCUGGCAACGAAGGCGCACUACUUUGGGGUCGGCGGCGGGCUGUACCUCUUCCAGAAUUUUGUAGAGGAGAAGGACAUCUUUAAAAUGAAAUGCGUGAAGAAUGUGGAACACGGUCUCCAGAGACAUGUGGUGGCCAUGAGCUUCAAGGAACCCUGACCAGUGACUGAAUGUUCCGGUUGAUUUAUAGCUCUGGACUGAGCAGCUUUGGAGAAUCAUUUGGAGUAGACAUUUCACCGUUUCUAAGAACGUGGCUAUUGUAUUUCACCAUCAGUGUGAAUUCUCUUUUUUGUAAUUAAAGCUUUGUUCGAAGCUUGGCCUAUG
Messenger RNA from Anguilla anguilla (European eel), 1278 nucleotides. It is a transcript of the gene mettl18, whose product is annotated as methyltransferase like 18. Lineage: Eukaryota; Metazoa; Chordata; Actinopteri; Anguilliformes; Anguillidae. Gene Ontology annotation, molecular function: protein-L-histidine N-tele-methyltransferase activity. The transcript has 2 exons. The record is from RefSeq and is a predicted model, not a curated record. Gene Ontology annotation, biological process: peptidyl-histidine methylation, to form tele-methylhistidine. Bases 94 to 1113 code for a protein of 339 amino acids.